Spinacia oleracea (spinach) is the source of this 1596-nucleotide messenger RNA. RefSeq lists its product as uncharacterized. Lineage: Eukaryota; Viridiplantae; Streptophyta; Magnoliopsida; Caryophyllales; Amaranthaceae. The transcript has 2 exons. The record is from RefSeq and is a predicted model, not a curated record. The coding region runs from base 1 to 1596 and encodes 531 amino acids.
AUGAUUGAAACCCAACUAGCUCAACUUGCUAGCACCAUCAAGGAGCAUCAUUUGCAUACAAGUCUCCCACCCCAAGGUCAAGCUCCACGACAAAUGAAUGCCAUUGUGACUAGGAGUGGAAAGACUCUAGGUGAUAGUGUUAGAGCUAGUAAAGUUUCUGAGUCAAAAGGGGAAGAACAAAAGGGUAUUGUUGAGUCGAAUGACAAUGACGCAGUAGAAAAUGAGCCUCACGUAGAUGAUGUGAGUGAUGUUUCAAAGCCAAAGGAGACUACUCUUCUACCUUUCCCCACUCCUAAACCCCCCUACCCCCAAAGGUUUAUAAGGCACAAAUUGGAUGUUCGAUUCUCAAAAUUAUUUGAAUUCCUUAGGAAGUUACAUAUUACCAUUCCCUUUACGGACGCAUUGAAGCAAAUGCCUACUUACUCAAGAUUUCUUAAGGAAAUUUUGAGUGGAAAGAGAGAUUGCGACGUAAAGAAAACGGUUAAUUUAACUGAGAAUGGUAGCGCCAUUAUUCUCAAUCAAAUGCCCCCAAAACUCAAGGAUCCGGGUAGUUUCUCUAUCCCAUGUGCAAUCAAAACCCUUGAAAUUGGGAAUUCCCUAUGUGAUUUGGGGGCCAGUGUUAGUUUGAUGCAGUACUCAGUAUUCACUAAACUUGACAUUGGAGAAUUGGUCCCUACCAAUAUUACAUUGCAACUUGGCGACCGAUCGGUCAAAUAUACCAUUGGCAAGGUUGAAGAUGUACCAUUGAGGGUAGGAAAGUUCAUCAUCCCCAUGGACUUUGUGGUUCUCGAUAUUGAUGAGGAUGCUCAUGUCCCAAUCAUUCUUGGUAGGCGGUUUUUGGCCACGGCGGUGGCUAUCUUUGAUGUUAAACAAGGGGUAAUCACCCUUAAGGUGGGAAAGGAUAGUCUUACUUUUGAUUUGACUAACACUAUGCAAUAUCCUAGCUCACCUAGUGAAAAUUGCUUCUUUGUUUACUCCCUUGACCCCCUUGUCCAUGAUAUGCAUGAGCACUUGCUCAUUUCUAAUGAUCCUCUUAAGCUUGCUAUCUUGAAUAGGGAAUGUUUAGGAAAUGUAGGGGUGGAAGCGGCCAAAUACAAGGAGCAAUUGAACACCACCCCACUUGGUGAGGAAUGUUGCCUUUUGCUUGACCGGGAGGACUUUCAUGAUGAUCUAGAGCAACGUGAUGUCCUCAAGCUCAUUCAUGUUUUGAGGAGGAAUCAAAGUGCUUUGGGGUAUACCAUAGAUGACUUGAAAGACAUAAGCCUGACACUUUGUAUGCACCACAUUGAACUUGAGGACAAUGCCUUCCCCCAUCGGGAAAGACAACGCAAGCUUAACCCACCAAUGGGUGAGGUGGUUAAGAAAGAAAUUGUCAAACUCUUGGCUGCCGGGAUCAUCUACCAUAUUUCCAAUAGUAGGUGGGUGUCCCCGGUCCACGUUGUCCCCAAGAAAGGUGGGAUGACGGUGGUCAAAAAUCAACAAGGUGAGCUAAUUUCUACUCAGACGGUGACCGGGUGGCGAAUGUGCAUUGAUUACCGUCAACUCAACCUUUCAACCAAGAAAUAUCAUUUUGCCCUUCAUAGAUCAAAUGCUUGA